Molecule: messenger RNA, 5148 nt
Organism: Prionailurus viverrinus (fishing cat)
Lineage: Eukaryota; Metazoa; Chordata; Mammalia; Carnivora; Felidae
Gene: PMS2
Product: PMS1 homolog 2, mismatch repair system component
Exons: 14
Coding region: 1895-4600 (901 amino acids)
Biological process (GO): mismatch repair
Cellular component (GO): MutLalpha complex
Molecular function (GO): ATP hydrolysis activity; ATP-dependent DNA damage sensor activity; mismatched DNA binding
Source: RefSeq, a predicted model, not a curated record
GAAUCGUCGGCUGCCCCAUCCGGAAGGGGCGGGGCACAGUGUCGGAAGCGGCCAAUGGGCAGCCGGGAGGCCGAGCCUCCGUGGGAGCGGCGGCGGCGGGAACUGUCCCGAGUCCCGGAGGUGGGUCACAUUCUGGAUCCAUGGAGCUAGCCGAAGGGCCAAGGUGAGAGGUGCUUGCAGUGUCCCCUCGCGGUCGCUCUCCCUGAGGUCCACGGCGUUCCAGAUUCCUGGAAUGGAAUGGAAGGAGGACGCAGCGUUGGGCGAGCCGGCGCGGAGGCCCCGGAGCGAGCCCCCCUACCUGCUGCCCUUUGGGCUCGGCGGGAGCAUCCGGUCGGCUCCCUGCAGACUCUGCUCGGACGCCGCCACACGUCCAUGGACUGGAAGCCGGAGCACGAAGUGCCUGGAGACUGAAUUCAUUUUUUCUCUGCCUGGUUUCUUUCUUUUCUUUUUUUGAAAAUUGAGGUUAUUUUGGGGAGGCUUCAAGGCAAAUGUUAAUUUGCAUAGCCGCACCGUUUUUGAAAAUGCAGAACUUUUGUAUCUCUUCGAGUAUGUCAUUGCUGGUUAGUAAACUGCAUGCAGUUCAGAGCGGCGAAUCUUCAGCUGGCACUGUUGAAUUCAGUGUCAGCUUCCUGAACCCAGAUUCGCGGUCUGUGUUUAAAUGUUUCAUCCCCAGUCCUUAAAAUAAGUAUCAGAAGUGGACUUGUUAGCCAAAUAAAUAAGUUUAAGAGAUACUUCUUUCCAUUUUAUAUUGUCAUCUGCAGUUUCCACAUUUAAGAGAAACCUGAGCGAAAUUUUUUUCAAGGUAGAAUGAAGAGUAAAGAUGUUUGUUCCCUUUAUCUUAUAAGAGUUUAUUGAAGGUCUGCUGUGUGUUAGCUGCUGUGGGAGAAGAUCCAAAGAUUUCUCUCCCAUGGAGGCUUCUGGGUUCUGUUACAUCCACAUUAUCAAUUAAACUGCUUACGAGAAAUUGCUAAGUCAACGAACAUAAGGAAUACGUUCUUGGGAUGACAGGAGUUUGCCAGGCAGAGGAGGAAGAGGGGAGCAGUCUAGACCAAAAGAUUUGUAUGUGUGUCUAAAACAGCUUGUGACAUUCAGGAAACAGUUUGCUAUUACUAGAAUGUAAGGGAGUUGGUGAAGGGAGAGGAUUGGAGAGAAUGAGAGAAAAGUAGACUGGGGUCCAGUUAGGAUGAGAUUUUAAACUUAAUAUAGGAGACAGUGGGACGCUAGUAGAUUUUUCAAAAAAUUUUUUUCCUAAAGUUUAUGUAUUUUUUUUAGCAAUCUGUAUGCCCAAGGUGGGACUUGAACCCAGGACCACAAGAUCAGAAGUCCCAUGCACCUCCGACUGAGCCAGCCAGGUGCCCCAACAGUAGUAGAUUUUUCAGCAGAGAAAUUAUUUGGCCAGAUUAAUGAUUUUUAAACUGAUGGUUUCAUGGAAGGUGGAUUGGAGUAGGGAGAAAGUGGAAACAGAUUGGUUGGGAAACUCUUAAAGCAGGUAUAGCAAGAACUUUGGGAGAGUCUUUGCUAAGGCAGCAGCCAGCAGCCUGGAUUGGGAGUGGAGAUUCAAAGGCUUCUUUGGGAGUAGUAAUAGAACCAGUACCCAGUUUCUAAGAUGGUUUUGAUUUUAACAUAAACGCUGUGUAUGUCCCACCAUACUUGUGGUUUUUCAAAUCGUGUGAGAAAUGUUGUUUUCACUUUUUGGAAGAAGAUCCCAUUGUUGCCAAAGAUUAUUGACCUGUAGGUUUAAGGGUACAUGUGUCUCCUCCGUGUAGAUCCUAGUAUAAUAAAUUUCUAAAUACCCAUUACAUUUGAAGUAUCCAGAUUUUUUGACAAAUGUGUAAGGAUCAUAGAACAACGUUUAUAUUUAAGAAUAUGCUCAAGGGAUAUGUUAAUAUAAUAAAUGAACAUGUUAGAUACAUUGACUAUUAACAGAGAUGAAUCAUUUCCCGCAGUUAAAGCCAGGAUGAAAAUACAUAAAUGCAUACUUGCUUUGUUUCUUGUAACUGGUGUCUUUAGUACAGAACUUGCUAAGGCCAUCAAGCCUAUCGAUCGGAGGUCAGUCCAUCAGAUUUGUUCUGGACAAGUAGUACUGAGUCUAAGUACUGCUGUGAAGGAGUUGGUAGAAAAUAGUGUGGAUGCCGGUGCCACUAAUAUUGAUCUAAGGCUCAAAGACUAUGGGGUGGAUCUCAUUGAAGUUUCAGACAAUGGAUGUGGGGUAGAAGAAGAAAACUUUGAAGGCUUAACUCUGAAACAUCACACUUCUAAGAUUCAAGACUUUGGUGACCUAACUCAGGUGGAAACUUUUGGCUUUCGGGGGGAAGCUCUGAGUUCACUUUGUGCACUGAGCGAUGUGACUAUUUCUACCUGCCACGCAUCCGCGAAGGUCGGGACUCGGCUUGUGUUUGAUCACAAUGGGAAAAUCGUCCAGAAAACCCCCCACCCACGACCCAGAGGGACAACGGUCAGUGUGCAGCAGCUAUUUUAUACGCUCCCUGUGCGCCAUAAGGAGUUUCAAAGGAAUAUUAAAAAGGAGUAUGCCAGAAUGGUCCAGGUCUUACAAGCAUACUGUAUCAUUGCAGCAGGCAUCCGUGUAAGUUGCAGCAAUCAGGUUGGACAAGGAAAACGCCAGCCUGUGGUUUGCACAAGCGGAAGCUCCAGCAUAAAGGAGAAUAUUGGAUCUGUGUUUGGGCAGAAACAGCUGCAAAGCCUCAUUCCUUUUGUUCAACUGCCCCCUAGUGACUCUGUGUGUGAAGAGUACGGGCUGAGCCACGGUGAUGCUUUGCAGACUCUGUUUCGCAUCUCUGGUUUCAUUUCUCACUGUGCUCAUGGUGUUGGAAGAAGCUCCACAGACAGACAGUUUUUCUUUAUCAAUCGGCGGCCUUGUGACCCGGCAAAGGUUUCCAGACUUGUGAACGAGGUCUAUCAUAUGUAUAAUCGCCAUCAGUACCCAUUUGUUGUUCUUAACAUUUCUGUUGAUUCAGAAUGUGUUGACGUCAAUGUUACUCCCGACAAAAGGCAAAUUUUACUGCAAGAGGAGAAGCUUUUGUUGGCAGUUUUAAAAACAUCUUUGAUAGGAAUGUUUGAUGGUGAUCUCAACAAACUUAAUGUCAGUCAGCAGCCGUUGUUGGGUAUUGAAGGUAACUUAAUAAAACAGCAUUCGGCAGAAAUGGAGAAGCCCGUGCCAGAAAAACAGGAUGAUCCCGCUUCGUUAAGGACUGGAGGAGAAGCGAAGAGGGCAGUGACCAUUUCCAGACUGAGAGAGACCUUUUCUCUUCGGCACACGACAGAGACCAAGUCUCAGGGCCCGAACACCACCGAACCGAGACGGAUUUCUCCGAGACAGAAGAGACGCGUCCAGUGUUCUGGAGCUCCAGACUCCCCGUGUUUCCAGAAGUGCGCCUCGGGCACAGGCUCGUCCGGCCCUGGCGGGGAGGCAGUGCGUUCGCACGGGGGCCCCUGUGACCGCAGGGACGGAGCGGAGACGGAGCAGGACUCGGGGCACAGCCGCACUUCGGCCGGCCCGCGGGAAGGGCCCGGCGCCCCAGCAACGGGCGGUCGGUCCGGUGGUGUCUGUGCAGCAAACUCCCCUGAGGACAGGUUUUCACAGGGAAGCUCGGAAGCUUCUGAGAAGUUGCCUGAACUUGACCGUCGCCCUGCAGACACGGAGCGCGGUUCCAAUCACGAGGACGGUGGACGUCAACAUAGGGUCUCGCCUCCGCCCGUAGAUGCAUCCUCCCCAAGCACACGGCGUUUCAAAAAAGACGGCAUUCCUUUGAAUCCUGACGUUCCCCAAGGGUUGGUGAUUGCACAGAACACGUCAGCGUCUCAGGUCGACGUGGCUGUUAAAAUCAGUAAGAAAGUAGUGCCCCUGGCCUUUUCCAUGCGGUCUUUAGCGGCACGAAUAAAGCAGUUACGUCACCAAGAAAGGCCACAAGAAGGCGAACAGAAUCACAGGAAGUUCAGGGCAAAGAUCUGCCCCGGAGAAAACCAAGCCGCCGAAGAUGAACUGAGAAAGGAGAUAAGUAAAACGAUGUUUGCAGACAUGGAGAUCAUCGGUCAGUUUAACUUGGGAUUUAUAAUCACCAAACUCAAUGCAGAUAUCUUCAUAGUGGACCAGCAUGCCACGGAUGAGAAGUACAACUUUGAGAUGCUCCAGCAGCACACGGCCCUCCAGGGUCAAAGGCUUAUCGCACCCCAGACUCUCAACUUAACUGCUGUCAAUGAAGCUAUCCUCAUAGAAAAUCUGGAAAUAUUCAGAAAGAAUGGCUUCGAUUUUGUUAUCGACGAAGGGGCUCCAGUCACUGAAAGGGCGAAGUUGAUUUCCUUGCCAACCAGUAAAAACUGGACCUUCGGACCUCAGGACAUCGAUGAACUGAUCUUCAUGCUCAGUGACAGCCCUGGGGUCAUGUGUCGGCCUUCCCGUGUCAGACAGAUGUUUGCCUCCAGAGCCUGUCGAAAGUCUGUGAUGAUUGGAACCGCCCUAAACACAAGUGAGAUGAAGAAACUGAUCACCCACAUGGGUGAGAUGGACCAUCCCUGGAACUGUCCCCACGGAAGGCCAACCAUGAGACACAUUGCCAACCUGGAUUUCAUUUCUCAAAAGUGACAACAUCUCUCGCUUUCUAGAAUUGUACGUUUUGUUGCAGAUUUUUCCUUUUCAAAAGCAGGGUUUUAACGAGUCAGCUUGUUGCCAAAUAAACCUGUUUGAAAAAAAAGAAAAUGACCAGAUCCACUAGAAAUGAUCUUGAAAACCUUGUCAAACCACGCGGAGCAGUGCUUGCACCGGCUUUUGUCCCGCACCAGAGUGUGUGUGCGCGCGCACGUACAGGCAAGAAGAGCAUGUCUUACAGAAACGGGAAGAACGCUUCGAAAGCCACCUGGGCCUCUGCUGCUGUGGCCUGAGGUAUCUUAGUCAGCAACUUUCAGCCCGUAGUAUGAUUAAAUUCAUAAUGGUUUGAUUUCAUAAAAUUACGGUCCUUUUGGGUUCGGGGUUGUCCACCCGAAUGCACGUUAAAUUAAAAAAAAAAAAACCCAAGAGAGAUUCUCUGCCCAGGUGGAGGAAAAUGGCCAAGUGGGGCCUGGGGUCACUAUUUUUAAAUGUUCCCCGGCAAACGUUCGUAGGCAAGGGGAAAUAAAAGAUUGACUUUUCUGUAA